AUGAAGUUGAAUCUAGCGAACCCCGCAGCUGGGAUGCAAAAGACUGUGGAUGUUGAUGAUGAAAAGCGUCUAUUGCCAUUUUUCGAGAAGCGGAUGGGUAACGAAGUACCUGGGGAUUCUAUCGGCGAUGAAUUCAAAGGAUACAUUUUUAGAAUUUCCGGAGGGAAUGAUAAACAGGGGUUUCCAAUGCUUCAAGGUGUGCUUUCAAAUUCUCGUGUAAAAUUACUCUUCAAAAAGGGCAUGAAAUGCUACAGACAGCGAAGGACUGGAGAGAUGAAGAGGAAGUCUGUUUGCGGAUGCAUUGUAGGUCCACAUCUUUCAAUCCUUAAUCUGGUUUUGGUCAAAAAAGGUCCAAAUGAAAUACCCGGUCUUACAGACGGGGAAAACCCCAGAAGGCUUGGCCCAAAGAGAGCCUCAAAAAUCCGUAAAUUGUUCAACCUCUCCAAAACAGAUGACGUUAAGAAAUUUGUUGUGCGCCGUGCUAUUGAUGGGAAAAGGAAUGUCAAAGCUCCUAAAAUUCAACGACUAAUUACUGCGCAACGACUGCAGCGGAAAAGGAGAUUGGCUGCUCAAAAGAAGGAGAAAUUGGAGAGGGGUAGAGCCGCGGUUAGGGAGUACAAACUGAUGGUAGAAAAAUACACGGCGGAGAAGACUGUCCAGAAAAUGGGUUCAAAUACCCCAUUCAAAAAAUAA
Molecule: messenger RNA, 693 nt
Organism: Babesia microti strain RI
Lineage: Eukaryota; Apicomplexa; Aconoidasida; Piroplasmida; Babesiidae
Product: small subunit ribosomal protein S6e
Exons: 1
Coding region: 1-693 (230 amino acids)
Biological process (GO): translation
Cellular component (GO): ribosome
Molecular function (GO): structural constituent of ribosome
Source: RefSeq, a predicted model, not a curated record